This is a messenger RNA of Scatophagus argus, 1063 nucleotides long. Its product is annotated as glucagon-1-like. The transcript has 6 exons. The record is from RefSeq and is a predicted model, not a curated record. The coding region runs from base 299 to 838 and encodes 179 amino acids. Gene Ontology annotation, molecular function: hormone activity; glucagon receptor binding. NCBI's taxonomy places the organism in Eukaryota, Metazoa, Chordata, Actinopteri, Scatophagidae. Gene Ontology annotation, biological process: response to starvation. Gene Ontology annotation, cellular component: extracellular region.
UUGUUUGAUCUUAACACCUAAGUACCAGCUGGCAUCACGCAUGAAUAGCAUCUUUCCUUUCUGAACAAAUGCUCGGCUUGUUGAUUCGGUCGAUGUGACGGGGCCAGUGUCUAAUGGGUUGAGAGUAACAGGUGGACCUGGCAGAGUGGUAAAAUCGGCCCACCUAGGCAGACCCAUCCUCCGCCUCCUAUUACAGUAUAUAAGACCUCGGCGUAAGAGGGGGGUUAGAUUCAAACAGCAGGAGGAAACAGAGGAACUAACAGCACAGGUCUUUGGAAAGAAAGAAAAGGUUAUAACCAUGAAAAGCGUCCACUCCCUGGCUGGUGUCCUUCUCGUCCUCGGCUUCAUCCAGAGCAGCUGGCAGGUUCCUCUGCUUGAGGCUGACGACAGCUCAAGUUUGGAGGCAGACGACACAUUAAGGGAUGAGCUGCAGGAGCUGUCGAACACCAAGAGACACUCUGAGGGAACUUUCUCAAACGACUACAGCAAAUACCUGGAGGACAGAAAAGCGCAGGACUUCGUUCGGUGGCUGAUGAACAACAAGAGGAGCGGUUCAGCAGAAAAGCGCCAUGCAGAUGGGACCUUCACCAGUGACGUGAGCUCCUACCUCAAGGAGCAGGCAAUCAAAGACUUUGUCGCCAGACUCAAGUCUGGACAAGUCAGAAGAGAAUCUGAAACGGACACGUGGGCUGAAGCGCUCAGCAGGAGACAUGUAGAUGGAAGCUUCACCAGUGAUGUGAACAAGGUGCUGGACUCCAUGGCGGCCAAGGAAUAUUUACUCUGGGUCAUGACCUCCAAGCCUUCAGGGGAGAGUAAGAAAAGACAAGAGGACCAGUGAGACACUCAUCAAGGACUCCCUCUGUGUGCUGCACAAAAAUCCAUAUUCGAGAAGAAUAGAAAGCCAUACUGCUUUGCAUGUCGUAAUGCUAACACUGUGUUUCAAUUUGUAAGUCUUUUUUACUUCCUGUACGUGAUGCAAAGAUACAAAAACUGCCUCUCUUCCACAGUUUUUAUGUUGCACCAGAGAGAAGAAGUGAAAUCGAGCAUAUUUUUUUUCUACAAA